AUGAUGAAGCUUCUUUCCACUGCCAUCCUCCUCCUCGCCGCCGAGGCGCUCGCCUCCAAGGUCAACUGCUCCACCAAGUACACCACCGGCGGCUUCGAAAACAAGGCCGGCGGCACGAUCCCCGACACGGCGGACGAGCAGCUCAUGGCAGGCAUGGGAAAGAGGUCCGACAAUAAGUUCAAGGCCGCUCGCAGCUCCAAAGCCCCCAGCAUCAUACUCGUUUCCAGGACUGGGCCUGUCCUUACCAAGGGCCAGGCCACCGACACCGACAAGGAGGCCCAGCGGAGUUAUCUCCCCGACCUCAGCCGGCCGCAGCACCGCACCGCCGCCGUCGCCGCCGCCGCGCUGCUCCCCGUCGUGCUGCCCACCCUGUACGUCGCCUACCUCAACUGGGCCGUGCGGCGCGUCACCACCUGCACCGCCACCCCCCCUCCGCGCACCCCCUCCAGCCUGCCCAAGGAGGUCGCCGCGAACCCGGACGACUGGGUCGUCUCCUGCGAGCGCGUCGUCUCGCAGCCCCUCCCCGCCGGCACCCUCCUCCUCCCCCUCCGCACCUCCUCCGCCUCCUCCUCGACGCCGUCGCCGCUGCUCACCGCGUACCUGCGCACCACGUACCGCGCGUUCAGCUGGACGCCGCAGGCGCUGCUGAUCCGGGCCAUGCUCGCGGAGCCGGAGCGCAGGGCGAGCUUCGCUGGGGGCUACAUCGCGGGGCUGAGCUUUGCGCGCGGCGACGUGGUGGACGGCGUGUACCGCGUCACGAGCUACGAGGGCUGCCGUGGCGGUGGUGCGUCGGGGGAGGUGAUUGAGCUGAGCAUCGACGUGCCGCGGUCGUACCGGGGCCCGCCGGUGCGGGGGCUGAUCUUGUCGGCGGUGGAGGAGGAGGAGGAGGAGGAGGGGGACGGCGCGACGGUGCGGUUCGUGAAUGAGACGUGGCUGUGGCGCAAGAGGGAUGAGAAGCCGACGCUGCUGGAGACGCCCUUUGGGAGGUGGUUUCAUGGCUUGCUGGCGGGAUGGCUGGUGAUGAAGGGGUUGGGCGGCGUGACUCGCAAGUAA
Messenger RNA from Cordyceps fumosorosea ARSEF 2679, 1053 nucleotides. RefSeq lists its product as hypothetical. The transcript is spliced from 2 exons. Bases 1 to 1053 code for a protein of 350 amino acids. NCBI's taxonomy places the organism in Eukaryota, Fungi, Ascomycota, Sordariomycetes, Hypocreales, Cordycipitaceae. The record is from RefSeq and is a predicted model, not a curated record.